Messenger RNA from Cynara cardunculus var. scolymus (artichoke), 995 nucleotides. RefSeq lists its product as uncharacterized. NCBI's taxonomy places the organism in Eukaryota, Viridiplantae, Streptophyta, Magnoliopsida, Asterales, Asteraceae. Bases 234 to 809 code for a protein of 191 amino acids. The record is from RefSeq and is a predicted model, not a curated record. Gene Ontology annotation, molecular function: protein binding. The transcript has a single exon.
ACUGUAUGACCAACUUGCUAACUAUUUUUCAUUUAGUGAUCAUCUAUCAAAAUAAAAAGUGUAGGGACCUAAAACGGAUACUAAAACAUAGUUGAGGGACCAUUUAUGCGAUUCACGCGUCUUUUAAACGAAGAACCCCUCUGCCCUAUAAAUAAAACUCAAAAGGCUCCCUUUAACCCCUAAAGACCGCCCUGCAAUUCUUCUAGCAUCUUCUACUCUCUUCCAUAUCAACCAUGACUCGCAUAACGAAUAACGACAGCAAACCGUCACCGGCAAUCAUCAAGUUUCUGUACAGCUAUGGUGGAAAGAUUAUGCCACGUCAGAUCGACGGCAAACUCCGAUACGUCGGCGGUUACACCAGGGUUCUCGCCGUGGACCGUUCUAUCUCGCACGCGGAGUUGAUCGUUAAGUUUUGGGAAGCGUGUGGAUUAUCAGUGAAUUUGAAGUGUAAACUGCCGUCGGAAGAUCUGGACGUGUUAGUGUCCGUUACCUGCGAUGAAGAUCUCGCCGCCGUCAUCCAGGAGUACGAUCGAGUUUCUCCAGACGCGAAGAUCAGAGCCGUUCUUUUUCCGGUGAAAUCGUUGAAGACGAUCUCUCCUGUUCCGUCGUAUGAAUCGCUCGUGGAAUUUUCAGCCGCAAAACCUCCGCCGUAUCCGGUGUCAGCCAAUUCCGCCGUCCGAAAAGGAACGGAGCAACAUCAAGCGGUUGGUUCCUCAUUCCAAAAGCUCCGUCGGUAUCCUGUCGCUAAAUCUUGCCGUGAGAAUCCACCGUUGGCGUUCCGACUCCGUCAAGAUACAAUCCCUAGGUAGAAUUACCUUGUUCGUCGAUGGAAUUCCAAACAAUAGAAGAGCAAGAAACCAUUAGGUAUUAGAUGAACAUAAACAAUUACCAUACUUGAAUAUUCUGAUAAAUUUUGGUUCCCAAAUUCGAGUUUCAUCUGAUUACGCAAGUGAUGAUGUUAAAUCCUAAACUGGCAUUCAAUUGAUUCAAGACAA